ACUCGACUUUGGCACUGGCUGCAACACUUGCGCAUUCACAUCCUACCUACACUAGACCGGAUCCCCGAAUACAAUGAUCACCAGCACUCGUCUUUCGCUUUGCGCCGCUUUGAUCCGUUUCGUUUCUUGAUUCAGCUGGAUUCCGUCCCAUCAAAAAGCUACAUCAUCGAAUUCCUCUGUCGGAUCCGACCUGCCGAGCGCGUUCUCUCUUCGACCGCCCUGAUCUUCACCGGACAAACAUACACGCAUAGAGGCACUCUCGGCUACUUGCGCGACUCUUUGUAACAUCCGCAUUGCUCUUCCAGCAUCCCUUACACCGCAAAAGCCAUGGCGACGUUCCAAUCCACGGGCAACGACGUCAAACUAUCUUUCGCAAAGGUUGCAGCUGCUUCGGCAUCCAAAGACUCAGCUACCAUGGCAACUGCUACGAAAGCAAACGCACCGGUGACCGCCCGCGAUAAGGUUGCGGUCCCGAUCAUGGUAGCCGCCGCCUCUGUCUCGAUCCAGAGUGAUGUACACGCACCCCAGCCUGCGCAAAGGACUGCCGAUGAGGUGAAAGCUUCGCAGGACAACAUCGUUGACGGACUCGGAAAUUUGAAGCUCGAGACCAAGACAUCAGAUGUCUCUUUCGAAGUUCCAUUGACCAGCUCUAUAUCGAUGCCUAACAAGGUUGUGAUCAGCCAGACACCCUCGGACGACAAUUCAAGGGCUGACUCUAGCUCCGAGCUCGGCACCAAGCCACCAAGCUUGGAUGGCAAGAGCAUCACUUCUGGGACUACCUUUAACGCAUUGGACGAGAAGGAGUCGUUGCGUCCAGACGAUAGUGCCAGCAUGAAGGCUGCCACUGAGGACGAUGAUGCCUUUUCCAUCCGUGGAUCCUACUUCAACGGCUCACGAAUGGGCUCCGAGGUUGCGGCUCGUAUCCACCGCAUCCAGAUCGGAGAUAUGCCCCCACGGGCCAUCACUACACAUGCCAUGGCUGGUAGUCAUGGUCAACUGGGUCUUGCUACGCCUCAAAGUGGCAUAUCUGACAAACAGCCAGCGACGGAGACGGAACUGCCCCUAACAAGCGGUCCAGGUGCCCCUGAUGCCUUGACGGCGAAUGGAGGAUUCCUAAGCCAGCACCCGGAUGAAAAGCUCUUAGAGGCCAUGCGAUCAGAGAAAGAUCGGUUCAGUCUCUUGAAGAUGGAACAGCAAGUCAUUGAGUUUGUGGAAAAUUCAAAGGAGCCGUUUAUGGAUUUCCCACCAAACAAUACGUUUUGGAGAAUGUUGACACAUAAGCUUGCGGACUACUAUCAUAUGACCCAUUCAUACGAGGCGGUCUCGGGCGCAGUUCGCAUUUACAGAACUCCGUUCUGUAGAAUUCCUCCACCACUAUCCACCAUUGCGCCGUCGACCUCUAACACGAGCUCUCCGGCUCCUGCUGUGAUACCAAGGAAGAUUAUGCGGCGUGGUGAGGACGGGGAAUUUGCUCCUUCUAGCGCAAAUCCUUCAAAGCCCACGUCGGAAGCUGGCAGUGACCCUAAAGAUAAGCCUGCGGCUAGCAAGGAAAGAAUGACUAGGGAAGAGCGGGAAGAGGCGUAUAACCGGGCGAGGCAGCGAAUCUUUGGAAACAUGAAGGAGUCUGAUUCUUCGGGUCAAGACGGUGAAACCUCCAAUGGUGUUUCUCGGGCGAGCUCGGUAUCUGCCAAGGACAAACCAAACGGCAAGAAGAAGGCCAAUAAGCAACGUCGCGAUGAUUCGGAAAGUUUCGACUCACGGUCUCAAUACGUUGUCUAUUAUGGAGGCCCUCAGCAGUCAACAUGGGGACCGGCACCUCAGGCGUACCCCAUCAACAAUGUUCCAUAUAACGUCCAAUAUCAAGCACCAUACCCAGCUGCGGUCCCGACGUAUGUGCCUCAACAAGCAUAUGUCCCCCAGCAAGCGUACCCGCAAAACCAAGCGUAUCCGCAGAUGGUUCCAAACAACGGAUAUGCUCCUCAAUAUGGCGCAGUGGCAAACUAUCCCGCCCCCUCUGUCCCCCAGCCGGCUUUACCAGUGCAACAGCAACAUCGUUACCAACCUCCACCCAACCCUCAAGUUGCUCCGCCAUACACUCCCCCCAUGCCCAGUGUAUCGCAGCUAGCAUGGGGGCCGCCACAGCAAGGCUUCAACCAGCCCGGGCCCGGCUAUUCGUCUCGAUCGAGUCCCUCCCCAGGAGGAAUACCAUAUGCCUACGGACAACUUCCAGCGAAUGCCAACCCCAACGAUCCGAAAACUCAACACCCAAUUCCCGGCAGCUACAACCGGCAGACGCUCAACCCCAAGACGCAAUCAUUUUUGCCCGGCAACGCCAUGCUCCCGAUGCAACCGCCAUCGGGUCCGUAUGCAAGCUCGAACCAUAGCAGCCCUCAGUUCUUGCCGGCUCACAUGAACUAUGGUGGUUACCAGCAACCCAUGCCGCCACCACCACAGGCGGGCUAUGGCCCCGGCCCGAUGGGAUAUGCCAUGUCGAGGCAAGGGUCGAACAAUUCAAUGGGCCCGUAUCAUCACGCACCACCCCAACAUCAUGCUAUGCCCCCCAACGCAUCUCCUCACAUCAACCACAGCAAGGUUGCAGGCGGUCCACCACCGCCGACCGGACCAGCGGGACCGCAAGGCUACAGCCAUCUCCCAACAUAUGGAAACCCUGCCUCAUUGCCACAGAAACCUCCUAUGUAGGAUCGGCGGGAGACAAUGUGGUCAAGUGCAAGGUGGCAGCGUUGAACCCAUGGGGCAUGAUGGCCUCAGUCAUGGCCCAAAGAAGAAGAGAAUAUAACAACGGCAAAAAGAAGGAGGAGCGAGUGAGCACUGUAUAUGCAUAUAGCUGUUACUAACGGUUGUUGGCAUGGAAUCCUCUCCUAAUGUUACUGUGCAUAAGACAUCAUGAAGGAGAAAAGAGACGGAGGUUUAGGUCUGGAAUCUAUGGAAAAAUUGGGGCACUCAGGAACGGCAGGCAGGCAGGCAGCAUAGCGCAAAGGAGACAGGCAAGCAGACAAAGACUUGAUCAAAUCCACUCACAGUCGGUUCUCA
Molecule: messenger RNA, 3051 nt
Organism: Neurospora tetrasperma FGSC 2508
Lineage: Eukaryota; Fungi; Ascomycota; Sordariomycetes; Sordariales; Sordariaceae
Exons: 5
Coding region: 328-2700 (790 amino acids)
Biological process (GO): galactose metabolic process
Molecular function (GO): nucleic acid binding
Source: RefSeq, a predicted model, not a curated record